Molecule: messenger RNA, 767 nt
Organism: Stylophora pistillata
Lineage: Eukaryota; Metazoa; Cnidaria; Anthozoa; Scleractinia; Pocilloporidae
Product: large ribosomal subunit protein mL43-like
Biological process (GO): mitochondrial translation
Cellular component (GO): mitochondrial large ribosomal subunit
Molecular function (GO): structural constituent of ribosome
Source: RefSeq, a predicted model, not a curated record
GAAAGGAACAAAUUUCAAGAUGGCGCAGAUUAACAUUGCGAACCGAGUGUUCGGCCGAUAUGUCCGGCCGUUACAACGGCUCACGUUUAAUUACUGUAACCAGGGUGGAAGCAGUAGAGGAAUAAGGGAGUACAUUGAUAAAAACAUCGUGCAGUUUGCAAAAGACAAUCCUGGAAUUGCUAUCUAUGUCAUGGAGCGGAGUGGGAAACAUCCGACAAUCACUGGACACUUUAUUGGAGGCAAUAGCAAAGAAGUUGAAGUGAAGAAUAUGACUCCGGAAAAGAUAACAGAAUUCGUCACGAGGCUUAGAAAUGAAUCAGGAGAGACAGUGGAGAAGAUACGAAAGUACUGGCAUACUGAGAAUCCAUCCAUACAAGGAACCUGGAAUCCUUUCUUGCAUAAACCACCUUCCCUGCGGAAACAUGUUACAGGGAAAACGAAGUAAAACUCAGGCUUUUGUGGCUGUGCUACAAGGAUCGGGUCACACAUGUUGGGGAAACUUCAUGUGUUGCUUGCCAUUUCAUGUUAGGAUUACACGACUCUGAGAAGGAACAAGGUUGACAAGGUAGACGUGGCUUGCAGAUAUUUAAAUACACUGCUGUCUGAUCUGGAAUACCAGAAUAUGUUUGUUAGCUUCAUAGGAAGCAUCUGCUACUUAUACAGUAAAACUUCAAGAGAGAGAGAGAGAGAGAAAGCGGUUAGUACUGGUAUCUUUAAAUAAAAAUAACUUAGUGUGGGAUCAUUGCAGGGUAUAAUAAGAUAAUUCU